AUGUCUACCAUUCUACCGUUAUCCGAGGAACAGCUGCUGACUCUCCGCAACGAUAUCCUGCCAUAUAAGGAGUACACUGAGUACAGCCCAAUGCCCGCCUCUGGAGUUGAAGUGUCUUAUUGUUCAAUCUGCGGACUCCCGCAGGACUUUUGCGAGUUCGGGCCGAGCUGGGAUAAAUGCCGCUCGAGUGCAGUAGCAGCAUACCCUCAGCUGUACCCACAAUAUCAAGGCGAAGGUGACGAGAAGGAUGCUGAUCAACACCAAGGAGAUGCCAAUAGUAGAAUCGUCGAUGAUUCGAAGUAA
Molecule: messenger RNA, 303 nt
Organism: Perkinsus marinus ATCC 50983
Lineage: Eukaryota; Perkinsozoa; Perkinsida; Perkinsidae
Exons: 2
Coding region: 1-303 (100 amino acids)
Source: RefSeq, a predicted model, not a curated record